This is a messenger RNA of Hippopotamus amphibius kiboko, 437 nucleotides long. RefSeq names its product translocase of outer mitochondrial membrane 6 (gene TOMM6). The transcript has 3 exons. Bases 12 to 236 code for a protein of 74 amino acids. The record is from RefSeq and is a predicted model, not a curated record. Gene Ontology annotation, cellular component: mitochondrion; mitochondrial outer membrane translocase complex. Lineage: Eukaryota; Metazoa; Chordata; Mammalia; Artiodactyla; Hippopotamidae.
CAGGUGCUGCUAUGGCUUCCAUUGGGGCCAGCGUGACCACUGCGGGGUCAGCAAAUGAAGCUCCCGAAAUUCCAGACAACGUGGGAGACUGGCUGCGGGGCGUCUACCGCUUUGCCACGGAUAGGAAUGACUUCCGGAGGAACUUGAUCCUCAAUUUGGGACUCUUUGCUGCCGGAGUUUGGCUGGCCAGGAAUUUGAGUGACAUUGACUUAAUGGCACCUCAGCCUGGGGUGUAGCCAUAAAGGACUUCCCCGGUGGCGCAGUGGAUAAGACUCCGUGCUCACAAUGCAGGGGGCCCUGGUUCCAUCCCUGGUCAGGGAAAUUGAUCCCACGUGCAUGCUGCAACUAAGGAGCCAGCGAGCCGCAACUAAGGAGCCAGCGAGCUACAACUAAGGAGUCCACCUGCCACAAUGAAGACCUAGCACAACCAAAUAAAU